AUCCAACGGGUCAUAACAAGCCUCCCCCCCCCUCUCCAUCCUACUCUACCUUCCUCUUUUCUCGGAAUCCCCUCUUGCUUCCGACCAACAGCCACCGGUGAAAUCCCUAUCUUGCCAUCCCCAAACCCCCAAUUUACCCUCUAAUUUUAUAGAAAAGUUGUCUGGGGUUUUCUUCGUAUUUUGAUGGCGGAUUCGGACGAUGAGUCGGGGGAACAGAACCACAACGGCGGAAACGCCCACAGCGAAGCGUCGGGCCGUGAGCAAGACAGGUUUUUACCCAUUGCGAACGUAAGCAGAAUCAUGAAAAAGGCGUUACCGCCUAACGCUAAGAUAUCCAAAGACGCUAAAGAAACGGUCCAGGAAUGCGUUUCCGAGUUUAUCAGUUUCAUCACCGGUGAAGCUUCCGAUAAGUGUCAACGUGAAAAGCGGAAGACCAUUAACGGCGAUGAUUUGCUGUGGGCCAUGAUGACGCUAGGAUUCGAAGAGUAUGUAGAGCCCUUGAAGAUUUAUUUGCUCAAGUAUAGGGAGAUGGAAGGCGAGAAGAGCAGUAUGGGAAGGGGAGAAAAAGAUGGAGCUAGUGGUGGCUCUUCCGGAGGGGCAAGUGGUGGUGGCGGCGGCGGAGGGAGUGUUGGUGGAGGUGGAGUUGGUUCGGGUGGCGGUGAAUUUAAUGGGGGAGGAGGGAUGUAUGGAGGUAUGAUGAUGGGGCAUCACCAAGGGCACAUGUAUAGUUCUGGUGGGUUCAUCAUCAAAUGAAUGCUAUUGUCAGGUUAAGAUAGAAUGUUCAGUAGACAUGGGGGUGUUAACUGGGAAAAAAAGUAGAACUGUAUGAAUCGUGUAUGUUAUUCUGUUUAUUAGUAGAUGGAUGAACUGACAAACUUGAGAAGUUUUCUGACAGCUGUAAAAAGAAACUUCUUUUGGACAAUACAUAUACAUGUUCCUCUCCAAUUGUUUGCCAUUUGUAUCCAUAAUAUUCUAUGCUUGAGCUGUGGGUAAACCUUAGCCUAUCCUCAUAUGGGAAUGACAUUCCUUUUAUUUUCUCAUAUAAAAUGGGACCCUAAUUGUCAGA
Molecule: messenger RNA, 1066 nt
Organism: Gossypium raimondii (Peruvian cotton)
Lineage: Eukaryota; Viridiplantae; Streptophyta; Magnoliopsida; Malvales; Malvaceae
Product: nuclear transcription factor Y subunit B-3
Exons: 1
Coding region: 184-753 (189 amino acids)
Biological process (GO): regulation of transcription by RNA polymerase II
Cellular component (GO): CCAAT-binding factor complex; nucleus
Molecular function (GO): protein heterodimerization activity; DNA-binding transcription activator activity, RNA polymerase II-specific; RNA polymerase II cis-regulatory region sequence-specific DNA binding
Source: RefSeq, a predicted model, not a curated record